Molecule: messenger RNA, 2283 nt
Organism: Meriones unguiculatus (Mongolian gerbil)
Lineage: Eukaryota; Metazoa; Chordata; Mammalia; Rodentia; Muridae
Gene: Hoxa11
Product: homeobox A11
Exons: 2
Coding region: 43-1008 (321 amino acids)
Biological process (GO): regulation of transcription by RNA polymerase II; anatomical structure development
Cellular component (GO): nucleus
Molecular function (GO): RNA polymerase II cis-regulatory region sequence-specific DNA binding; DNA-binding transcription factor activity, RNA polymerase II-specific
Source: RefSeq, a predicted model, not a curated record
UGAUGUUAAGCGCGGCUACCGCGGACAGCCCGAGGUAGCCCGAUGAUGGAUUUUGAUGAGCGCGGUCCCUGCUCCUCUAACAUGUAUUUGCCAAACUGUACUUACUACGUCUCGGGUCCAGAUUUCUCCAGCCUCCCUUCUUUUCUACCCCAGACCCCGUCUUCGCGCCCAAUGACAUAUUCCUACUCCUCCAACCUGCCCCAGGUCCAACCCGUGCGCGAGGUGACCUUCCGGGAGUACGCCAUUGAGCCCGCCACUAAAUGGCACCCCCGCGGCAACCUGGCCCACUGCUACUCCGCCGAGGAGCUCGUGCACAGAGACUGCCUGCAGGCGCCCAGCGCGGCCGGCGUGCCCGGCGACGUGCUGGCCAAGAGCUCGGCCAACGUCUACCACCACCCCACCCCCGCCGUCUCGUCCAAUUUCUAUAGCACGGUGGGCAGGAACGGCGUCCUGCCGCAGGCCUUCGACCAGUUUUUCGAGACGGCCUACGGCACCCCGGAAAACCUCGCCUCCUCCUCCGACUACCCCGGGGACAAGAGCGCCGAGAAAGGGCCCCCGGCGGCGGCGGCGGCGGCGGCGACCUCCGCGGCGGCGGCGGCGGCCACGGGCGCGCCGGCAACUUCAAGUUCGGACGGCGGCGGCGGCGGCGGCGGCGGCGGCGGCGGCUGCCGGGAGGCGGCGGCGGCGGAGGAGAAGGAGCGGCGGCGGCGGCCCGAGAGCAGCAGCAGCCCCGAGUCGUCCUCCGGCCACACUGAGGACAAGGCCGGCGGCCCCGGUGGCCAACGCACCCGCAAAAAGCGCUGCCCUUACACCAAGUACCAGAUCCGAGAGCUGGAGCGCGAGUUCUUCUUCAGCGUCUACAUCAACAAAGAGAAGCGGCUGCAACUGUCCCGCAUGCUCAACCUCACCGACCGUCAAGUCAAAAUCUGGUUCCAGAACAGAAGAAUGAAGGAAAAAAAGAUUAACAGAGACCGGUUACAGUACUACUCAGCUAACCCGCUUCUCUAAGGCUCCAGCCUGCCGGAAUUGGGAGGGGGCUUCAUACAUUUGAAAUUAUAUGCAGAUUUUGCCCUUGACAAGGUCAAGCCACAUAGUGACUUGGGAAAAAAAGGGGGGGGUGAUGUAGGAGAGAGGGAAGGCUUCCUUUGCAGAGGUAGCCCAAUGGGAAACGGCCUGAAACUCUCUUGGUUCAAAUCUCAAUGGUUAAGCUUCUUAUUAAUAAUUGGAUUCAAAGAGCUGUGAAUCAACAGAAUGAAUGGUUUGGGACCCCCUGGUGGUUCACUCUUAGAGCCUUCAAAAGCUUCGGGCUGGGUGUGGUCGCUGGGGAUUGGGCCCCCUGCCAAGCCGUUUGGAGGCCACCCCCUCAGGACCCCCUGCACGGAGCCUGCCCACCCUCCAGUCUCCUGAGUCAAGAGAUUGUGUGCUCUGCUCUCCCAGCCUAGAUCAGCUCGGGGAUGGGAGAAGGAGGAGAGAGGAGGAUUCCUAGAGAUCCAGAGUGGGGCUGCUUUCCAAAAGUAAUGUGAAAGACGGACUAGAAGGUGGCUGUGAAAUGGGAGAGAUCUGGGGGUCCUGGAGGAAAGAGAAAUCUAUCCAGGUGACACUAAUAUCCUUCCACCCCUCCUGGACACCCACUGGCCUGCCUGCAGGCCUGAGCACCUAGCCGCCACCUUCUGCAGCCCACCUUGGUGGUGAUGGGGUUUCACUCAAGCCCAGAGUUUGGUCCCAGAGCUGGCUAUUCCAGGGGGAGAAGACAUUGAAAAAUCAAGAGGCUGUGCUGGUUGCUGGCCCCUCAAGCUCUACAGGAAAUGCCUGUGGACUGCUACAGUUUGGCAAAGUCUCCACCACAUUAAGGAAGAUUUGGAUUCUGUGUGGGUCAGGCAGCGGAACAGCAGGCCUGGCCAGUGGGUCCUUGGCCUCAGCUACGAGGGGCUGAAGUCUCCCCACUCCCAGAUCCCUCGGUCCUACGCUGCACUCUGCUCUCAUUGACUCGGAACUGAGUUUGGAAGCUUCUGGCAAUCUCCUAAGAGCCGGAGAGUGAUUUGGAAUUAUUUUAAAAGAUAAAUAUUAUAUUAUAUAUAUAUAUUUCCCCCCGAAGGAACCAAAGCGAAUUUUAAGAUGCAAUGUAGAGGGGGAGGGGCGGGGAUAAUAAAAAUAUUUAAAGGCUCUAUCUGUUUACAGUGUUCCAAGGUUAAACUCGCUCACUGCUAAAAAAAAAAUAUUUGAAUGUAUGCUUCAUACAGGGAUGGUGUUCAAAAGACUUGUAAAUAAAGAAACCAUAACCUA